CGUGAUGCUCGAGUGCCUUGCGUGAAGAUUUGUUUUGGAGACGUUUUGACGUUGUUUGUGUUGUUCAAAAGCUUAGAGGAUUUACUAGAAGACGUUUGUUUAUGUGCUUUCAGAAAAAGUGACUUUAGGGACACAGAAUACAAUGUCAUGUUUUAGAGCUGAUCUCAACUUUUGUCCUGAGUGUGGAAACAUUCUGCCAUUACCUGGUUUCCACAAUUCUAUCAUCUGUCCUCGAUGUUCCUUCAGUAUCCCUGUUAAAGACAUAUUAGGUCAUGUUAUUAAGUCAUCCGUGGUGUUUAAUCCACUGGAUCAGAGUUCCAGCACUGUUGAUAGUGAAGUUGAUGCAGAACUGAAGGGACCCAUUAUUGACAGGAGGUGCUCUCGCUGUAAUAAAGAGGGAAUGGUGUAUCACACGAGACAGAUGAGAUCUGCUGAUGAAGGCCAGACUGUGUUCUUCACCUGCAUACAUUGCAGGUAUCAAGAAAAGGAAGACUCCUAAGAAAACGCAUCACCUCUCCAGCUGUCCAGUUGUUAUUAUCGUCAACAUUAUGUUGGCAGUAUUGUAAACUGUAAACUUACAGUUAAAUACAUGUUUGGAAUUUUUUUAUUGCAAUCCCAAAAUACAAUUAGCAUCCCUUUUGUUUUAUAAACAUUGUAGCUUAUUAAAAAAUAAAGUAUUUAUCAGAA
Molecule: messenger RNA, 687 nt
Organism: Triplophysa dalaica
Lineage: Eukaryota; Metazoa; Chordata; Actinopteri; Cypriniformes; Nemacheilidae
Gene: polr1h
Product: RNA polymerase I subunit H
Exons: 5
Coding region: 143-499 (118 amino acids)
Biological process (GO): DNA-templated transcription; termination of RNA polymerase I transcription
Cellular component (GO): RNA polymerase I complex
Molecular function (GO): nucleic acid binding; zinc ion binding; DNA-directed RNA polymerase activity
Source: RefSeq, a predicted model, not a curated record